AUGGCUGCUUACGGCCUGCAACAUGUUGCUUAUGAGCAUCAUCAUCUUCUCCUUGCAAUCGGAGUGAUCCUCCUGGCGGGGGUGAUCAACGGCUGCUACGAACUCUUGUUCAGCCCUCUGAGAAGGUUUCCGGGCCCUAGAUUGGCUGCGGUCACCUACUUGCUUUCCGCAUAUCACACUGCGAAGGGUGACCAUGUGCUCUGGUUACAGAGCCUGCACCGUACCUACGGUGACGCUGUCCGGUUCUCUCCAGAUGAGCUGAGCUUCACUUCGGCGCAGGCCUGGCGGGACAUUUAUGGUCAUGCUAGUGGCGGUAGAAGAAGCACCGAAAAGGACCGCCGCUUUUACGGACCGACCCCUUAUGGCGCGCCGGAUAUCAUCCGUGCCAAUGCGCACGACCACUCGCGCUUCAGGCGGAAUUUUUCCCAUGCAUUUUCGGACAAAGCGCUCCGAAAGCAACAGCCCCUGAUCGCACAGUACGCGGAUAUGCUUGUCGACCAGCUGCAGGAGAGUGCCCGGGAGAACCCGGAGGCCAAUGUUGAGAUGGUCCGCAUGUAUAAUCUGACCACCUUCGAUAUCAUGGGAGAUCUGACCUUUGGAGAUCCGUUGAACCUGCUCAAAGGCACUGGGUAUAUGGAGUGGGUGGGCGGAAUUUUCGCCAGUGUGAAGGUGCUCUGCCUCCUGCGCGUGAGCCGUUACUACUCCUGGCUCACAGCGAUUAUGGCUCUUGUUGUUCCUCGCUCCCUGCGGGAAAAGGCCCGGGCGCACUACAAAGCCUGCAAAGCACGGGUUGAUUGGCGAGUCAAUCAAACCCUCGACAAGCCGGAUAUAUGGGGACUCGUGAUGGAGCAGAAGGAGUCCCUGCAGCUCAGCCGCGACGAGAUGUACUCCAACUCUCAACUGUUCAUGGUGGCUGGGACAGAGACGACCGCCACCGCGCUAAGCGGCCUUACGUAUCAGUUGCUGAGGCACCCGGAGAAGUUGCGGAAGAUCACGCAGGAGAUUCGGGAGGCAUUCAAAGACGAAGAGAUCGAGAUGACUCGGCUCGCGCACCUGAAGUAUUUGAACGCAUGCAUCGAGGAGGGAUUGCGGGUUUAUCCACCCGUGCCUGUUGGCACCGCUCGCCGGGUGCCAGAGGGAGGGAUGACGAUUUCACUCUCCGUGCACCACUGGGCGACAUACCGUAGCUCGGAAAACUUCAGGCGACCGAACGAGUUCAUUCCAGAACGAUGGACUGAUGAUCCGGAAUUCGCCAACGACAAUAAGGCCGUCUUCCAACCAUUCUCCUAUGGGCCACGCAACUGUUUGGGCAAGAAUUUGGCUUAUCACGAGAUGCGAAUUAUUUUGGCGAAGGUGCUGUACCAUUUCGACUUGUCACUAGCGCCAGAGUCGAUGGAUUGGGAUAAGCAGAAGGUGUUCUCGCUGUGGGAGAAAAAGCCACUGAUGGUGAAGCUGCAUCCACGGGUCUAG
Molecule: messenger RNA, 1470 nt
Organism: Aspergillus brunneoviolaceus CBS 621.78
Lineage: Eukaryota; Fungi; Ascomycota; Eurotiomycetes; Eurotiales; Aspergillaceae
Product: cytochrome P450
Exons: 4
Coding region: 1-1470 (489 amino acids)
Molecular function (GO): iron ion binding; oxidoreductase activity, acting on paired donors, with incorporation or reduction of molecular oxygen; heme binding
Source: RefSeq, a predicted model, not a curated record